Ananas comosus (pineapple) is the source of this 591-nucleotide messenger RNA. RefSeq lists its product as uncharacterized. The record is from RefSeq and is a predicted model, not a curated record. The transcript has 8 exons. Gene Ontology annotation, cellular component: small-subunit processome; nucleolus; box C/D methylation guide snoRNP complex. The coding region runs from base 1 to 567 and encodes 188 amino acids. Lineage: Eukaryota; Viridiplantae; Streptophyta; Magnoliopsida; Poales; Bromeliaceae. Gene Ontology annotation, biological process: rRNA methylation; box C/D sno(s)RNA 3'-end processing. Gene Ontology annotation, molecular function: rRNA methyltransferase activity; RNA binding; histone H2AQ104 methyltransferase activity.
AUGGUUCCAUGCAAACUUUUGGAAGUAAUUAAAGUAGUAGUUGAGGACAAUAUCUUUGGCAAACCUCUUCAUCUCUGUCUUACCACCUGGGGACAACAUGUUCUUACUGCUGUAGUUCUUGUAACGCAUGCUCCAGUGCUUCUUGGGUUCUCAAUUCUUGUUGGUAGCAGUACAUGGGUGGAUCUCUUGUUUCUUAUAAUCAGAAUCAUAGCUCGAUUGUGUCUACAAGAAAAAGAAGAAGAAGAACUUGGAAAUGAGGGCGAAUUCUCUUAUUUUCUCCUUCCAUUUCCUUUCUUUUCCUUCUUCCCUUUUUUCUUUCUCCUCUCCGGCGUAUCCGUCUACGGCGAGAAGCGCAUCUCGGUUCAGAACGAGGACGGAUCGAAAGUUGAGUACAGGGUGUGGAAUCCCUUCUGCUCGAAGCUCGCCGCAGCUAUUCUCGGCGGCGUUGACAACAUUUGGAUCGCUCCCGGAACUCGCAUAUUGUACCUUGGAGUUGCAUUGGGUACCACCGUCUCUCAUAUGUCUGACCUUGUUGGACCUACUGGAGUGGUCUUUGCUGUUGAUUGACCUUGUUGGAUACUGCAUGUUGGA